Messenger RNA from Sphaeroforma arctica JP610, 1353 nucleotides. RefSeq lists its product as hypothetical. The transcript is spliced from 3 exons. Lineage: Eukaryota; Ichthyosporea; Ichthyophonida. The record is from RefSeq and is a predicted model, not a curated record. Bases 1 to 1353 code for a protein of 450 amino acids.
AUGGACAGCGGGCAGAUGCCAGAGUUUAAUAUUGGUGACUGUGGCGAGUCGGACCAGGAAGAAGGACAAGAUCCCAAUGCGGAGUGGAAUGCCUUAUGGGCUAGAAUGCCCCGUGUUGAUCCACCAGAGCGAUCCCUACACGUGCAGGUAAAGUUUAAUAGAGGAAACAACACAAGAUCAUUCAGUAACAGAGGCAAGGAGGGAUCCCCUGAUGUAUGCUUAAUGUCAUUGGUAGAUAUGUUUGAUGUGGCUAAUUUAGAGCGUCAAAUUCUAUUGUUGGCUAACCAUACUAUUAACGAGUGGCGAGCACAACCAACAUCAAAGAAGAACGCAGUGGGCGGAACGAAGGGGGGAUUGAAGGUGAAUGGGUCGCAUGAAUUUACUCUUCCAUUCACGGGGGCCCCAGAUAUGCACAAGCGCGCUGUGAUCAGCUGCAAGGAGUUUGGCGAACAGCGACAAGACGACCAUAACCCGCUAUGGGUAGUGGAUUCAGCUGGAAACGACGACCUUUCAAUCAAGAAACGGCUCUUAGCUUCUUUCAAUAAGGUUACUAAGAACUAUGCAAAAGGUGCGGCUACUUCACGGUCGCGAGAAACUUUCAUGCAAGUCUGGGUUGUAUUUAAGAAAGCAGAAGGACGUGAGGCAAUACGUGGCAAUACAAGACAACACGGUGGAAUAGCGCAACGACUCAAUACGCAGCUACGGGUAGAGGAGGGUAUGGGGCCAGACCGCGAGAUAGAACGCGUUACUAUGGCUCUUCAAUACAGUCGCCAGAAACGAAUUAAGAUAAGCCAUGCUAAUAAAGCAGAGGGUCUGAUUGAUCUGGGUAAUGCGCCAGUCUCUGAGGCAAUCAACCAGAGCAAGGCGCUAGACGCCAUGAACAAGAGGGUUAGAGAGGGAAAGCGGCAGCGUGAUCUUGCAGAUGGCACCGACGGGGAAGAGAUUUUUGAAGCUCUUGCAAUGCCGAUGCAGAUAUUUGCAGCCGUCGGCGUGCCUUCCAUGAUGUAUCGUGGCUUUGUCCCACGCAGGCCUAAUUUUGUUGAGGAAGUGGAGGGCACCGGUGGUGUUGCCUCGCUGGGCACAACAGUGAAUGACCCCGAAAAUGUGUUGCAUCUGGAGAAGGAUAGAGCGAAAGAGGAACUACAAGCAUUAGCGUGGGAUACUGAAACUCGUUCUUACCCACAGUUGAUGUCUUAUGUGGGUAUUCUAAGGUGGCAGCGGGUUUCCCCCCAAGAUGGGGAUGAGACCGAGCCCAAUGGCGUGUUCGCUGCAAGAACAGCCCCACCAGCUGCUGGUAAUAGAGUUUUUGAUGACGAUCAUGGGGACGAUACAAACAUGGGCGCAGGAUUUUAG